Messenger RNA from Caenorhabditis bovis, 837 nucleotides. Lineage: Eukaryota; Metazoa; Nematoda; Chromadorea; Rhabditida; Rhabditidae. The record is from the annotation of a GenBank genome assembly.
AUGCAGAGGAGUAUUCCGAGGCUGAUCCGAAAUCGGGGAGGAUUCUUGAAGGGCGUAUUCAGCGGAGGGAAAACGGCUGAGAAGAGUCUCACGGUGGAAGAACGGGAGCGGCUUCAAAAGACGUUGCCGAGUAUUCGGGCUCGCGAAUCGACGCCGACAUCGGCGACCGGCGGCGAAAUGUCGGAGUUCGACGCCGACGAGCUUCUCGACAAUCGAAUCGACACCGACGCGAUUCGAGCUCGCGGUUUUCUCAAAUACAAACGCAACUAUGUGCCGUCAGCGGAUGUGAAGCGCGAAAUUCGCGAGAUUUGCCGACGAAUUUUGAGCGUCGACAAUAUCGACGAGUUUCGAUUUGAACACGGCGACAAUUCGAAAAAAUUUGAGAUUCUUCGAACGAUUGGCGAGAAAAUUGGGCAUUGGCCGAACAAUGGCAAAUUGGUGCAUUUGAAAUCGAUUGGCGACAUUGUUGAGUUCUAUGAGACGCCCUACAAGAAUAUUACGCCAUAUUCGGAACUUGCUCGUGACGAGAAAAAGCCGAAAAAUGUGCAUGUUUUGGAACAAGCGGUUCGAUUCCAUCCGGAAGACACUCAUAUGUAUCAUGGAGGUGUGACGGCAUUUCCGGGCACCGGCGGCGAAGUGUUGUCGUUGCGCCAAAAGCGCCUAUUGCGCCAAUUCAAUCCGAAAAAAGAAUGGUUCGAUUAUGAGGAUCAGACGUUUGACUAUAAGCGGCAUGAUUCGAAUAUGCCGUGGGAUCCGGAGAUCGCCGAGCAAAUGGACAGAUAUACCGACAAGAGAUAUAAUUUGAAAACGAAACAAUUUAGUCGAAUAAGGCAAUAG